This is a messenger RNA of Xiphias gladius (swordfish), 862 nucleotides long. RefSeq lists its product as uncharacterized. The record is from RefSeq and is a predicted model, not a curated record. Bases 152 to 844 code for a protein of 230 amino acids. The transcript has a single exon. NCBI's taxonomy places the organism in Eukaryota, Metazoa, Chordata, Actinopteri, Istiophoriformes, Xiphiidae.
CCUUAUUGCUGCAUGUAGCACUGUAGAAGUUGUGAGUCUGAGCUAAGCUAUUAUAAAUACAUUCCUAUAGACCUCUCUCUGUACUGAAACUGAUGUAAAUCUUUUCAUAACUCUUUCCGAAACUGUUGGACUGAUCCUUUAAUACUUACCUAUGAGGCUCCUGUAUCUUCAACACUCACCUGAGGAAAGGGAUCAUCUCACAUCACUGUUAUUCUGUUCACCUGAACAUUUUCACUCCGUCCAAACUGAUUUGUUCUCAGCUGGUGAAGGAAUUGAUCUCUUUGAGCGACUUGUCAUUUCCUGCUUGCUUUUCAUGUAUUCUUCAUUUCAUGUUUUCCUUUUCUCCAUUUCAUUUUUCCUCUCAUUCCUAUUGUGUCCAUACGCCGAUCUACAUUUCCUUCCAUCCUCCGAUCCAUUCAUCUCAGCACAACCUCCAUCCUCCAGUCCCCAAAUCUACCACCUGAAGCACUUAGACCACUCCUCAUCUCGACCCCAUUCCUCCUCCUCCUCUUCCUCCUCCUCCUCCUCCUCCUCCUCCUGCUGGUACUCUCCUAGCAUUUGGCCCAGUGGUGAGGAGUGCUGCCAGUACAUCCAGUGGGCACUGGUGGCUGCCUACUUGCUUCUCUUCUUCACAUCUUCCUUUCUGGUCUGUUUCUCUGACCAUCCUACCAUAUGCCAAUGUGGCCCCCAUCACACCCCCACGCAGGGGCCCAGCCCCCAGCAUGGGGCACCCCUGCCCAGCAAGGGCCCCACCGACUCCCAGUGUAAGUUCCAUUUCCCAGGGGGAAGCUGUGAGCUUCAGCUCCUUCUGAUAUACAAUAUAAGCAAUAUUCACAUGAAGUAGAAAUGUAAAUUGUGAAAA